CUAGGAGCUCUGGAACUUACUAGAGAUCAGGACGUUACAGGAUGUCUGUGAGUUACAGCAGGUCUGUGAGUUACGGUCGGUCUGUGAGUUACAGCAGGUCUGUGAGUUACGGUCGGUCUGUGAGUUAUGGUCGGUCUGUGAGUUAUGGUCGGUCUGUGAGUUACAGCAGGUCUGUGAGUUACAGCAGGUCUGUGAGUUACGGUCGGUCUGUGAGUUACAGCAGGUCUGAGUUACAGUAGGUCUGUGAGUUACAGCAGGUCUGUGAGUUAUAGUCAGUCUGGAAGCUCCUAUAAUUCUCAGCAAUAUAGGUGAAUUUUCUUGAUUAGUGAAUCACCUUAACCCCAAACCACUAUACAGAUUCCUUUUCUGACAUUUCAGGUUGGCUGUUAAUCAACCACUUGGGCACAGUAUUUCUAUCCACACAGGGAUAAAGAAAUCCCAUUACUCCUAACCCUAACAUUAUGCAUAAAAUUAACCUUGCCCUAACCCUAACCUUAACUAACAUUAUGCAUAAAAUUAACCUUGCCCUAACCCUAACCUUAACUAACAUUAUGCAUAAAAUGCCCUAAGUCCUAACUCUAAACCUAACUAGUAAUGGCUAAACUUUAGAGUAACCCACAUUCUAACUAUAGCCUUUAUACUGUAGGUUUGACCCCAAACCUAAGAUGUAUGUCCUUGUGGGGACGGGCAAAAUGUCCUUAUAAGGGCAGUUGUUUCAUGUUCUACAAUCCUUGUGAGGCCCUCUGGUUAACGAUCUGUUAAACCAAACCCACAUACUCUGGUAAUGCACAACUCUGCCAUUAAAUUACACAUUUAUGCUGAAUUGUUUUGGCCUCCCCCUUUAUCCACAUAUUUCAUUAACCUAAGAGCCUGGACUCAUUAACCCACACACAGACACUCAAGUGAGGUCCAUCAAUUUAGGGGCAUCGUCAUUUUCUAAAGAAAUAAUACUGCUUUCCAUUUUCUGUCAGUGUGAAUACUUUUCUUCAUCUUUCCUUCCUCUUUUCAAUAGCUGACUUGAUUCUUUUCAGUGGAAAACAAAACCAUGUUCUUCCAGGUGUCAUAGUUUCACAGAUGUCUCACUUCCUCCUGGUUUGAUUUAAAGGUUAAAGCAGCUCUCCUGAACACCAACCUAAACCCAGUGAGGAGAGACACAUUCAACUCAGAGAAGGAGGCUGUAGACUGCAUGACUGUUGGCCUCGUUUGUCCUGCUGCAUCAUUUGAAAUUAGAAGCCAUGCUGUGUGAAAGUAUACUGUGGAGUAUGACUUUCUGUCCUGACCAGGAGAGACUGGUCCCUCUCCAACCUGUGAUAGAGCCCACUGGGAGCAGUGAGACGUCUGCCACACAAACAACUGCAGCCCCCCCGGUGUCUGCCCUUCAGGCCUCUCCAGGCCACCCGAGCAGUAAGUGCCACUCCAUCCUCCCUAGAGUGUCCGAAAACCAGAACCCUUCCUCCUCCCGUGCCCAGAUCCAGCCCCAGGCUUCUCCUCCCCUGCCGGCUCUUUGUUCAGGAAGGCCCCGUCCUGGAAGACACAUCUCCCCGCAGAUGGAGAUCCCUGGGCAGGCUUGUUCCGGUGGUGAAGUCCCCUUCCUGGUGCCCUCUUCCUGCCAGAGCAUCUGCCAGAACUACAGCGACCUCCACAUCGGGGGGGACCAGGUGUUGCCCCUCUUGGGCCAUGACGGGGAUCUCCUGCCCUGCAGAGACCCCUUCCUGUAUUCCUGUGACGUCCCCCCUGCGGAGGACUCCCCGCCAGCUCCGGCCUCCGAGGAUGAGCAUCUCCAUCCCCUCCGGAGGCGCUCCGGGUCCUCCCGCUGCAAGGGUGGGAGCGGCCGCGUUCGGAGCUUCCUCCUUCAGGGACGCCAGGGGCCCCUGUCCAACUCCCUGCUCAACCGCUACCUGGAGCACAAGCUGCUGGACCUGUACCAGCAGUACAUGCUGGAGAGCAUGACCCGGGACGCAGGCCUUGCUGGGGCCGACCUGGGACUGCCAGGCUCUCUGCUGGCCUCAGAGCUGAUUAUGACCAGCCUGGAUCAGAUCACCCAGCAGUUGAGCCGCGAAGGACACGUGGAAGCAGGCCGGGCCAAAGACAUGGUGCUCAGCUGCUUUCGGAGGGUGGCCAGUGGUCUAACGUCCAGUGAGAUCAGUACUCCCCUGCUCCAGAUCUCCACUGAUGUGCAGCUCCCCACUCAUGGUGCCCCUACUGCUACUAAUGCUACCACUGCUGCUUAUGCUAAUGCUACUACAGCUGGUAAUGCUAAUGCUAUUACUGCUGAUGCUACUACCGCUGGUGAUGCUAAUGCUACUACUGCUGCUGAUGCUACCACUGCUGGUGAUGCUAAUGCUGCUACUGCUGCUUAUGCUAAUGCAACUGCUGCUGGUAAUGAUAGUACUGCUGCUAAUGCAAAUGCGACUGUGCCUAGAAUCAGCUCAGGGACUGUUUAGCUCCACCGCUGACACCCCAGUUAAAGACAUCCUUUGACCACUGACUGUUGAAACAACAACACUCAGAGGACGUCUUGGUACUAACGUCUAACUAACGCUUGGCUCUCUUCUCUAGCGCUGUAAAGCACCACCUACUACACAUAUCGUUGCUGAAACUCCGAUCUGUUUCUUUUUCUUACUUUUACUUAGAUUCUCAUCCCCUAUGUUCUUUUGUACAGGUUUCUGUUUGGAGGAAGUGAAACUUUCCAAUAACUGCACUGAUAACUGUUUAUUAUAGAUGUUUGGGUGGAAACGUGCUAGAGAAAGGAAACAUCUGUACGGUUGUCACUUUGGUGUCUUUCUGAGGGACCACACACACACACAAGCAGAACAUUUAAGUACUUUUUUCUAAUUCUACGCAAUUUAAAAUCAGAGUGAAAGUGAUUUAACAACAUAAGUUCUGAUUGCAGGUUGUUAACGCUAGACUAGAUAAUUUUUUUACAUGGGGAUGUCAGGACUGAUGUAACUGCAGAACAUUUCUAAACUGUACAUUGUUUAAUGUGUUUGGGGCCGACAAUGUUUUUUUGGCCAAUAAUGACACUAGAAUGUGAGAAGCAUUAAACUGAAUCACAGAAUUUCAACAUUUUAUUGAAUUCAAUAUACAGUGGGUAUAGAAAAGAAU
Messenger RNA from Esox lucius (northern pike), 3105 nucleotides. Its product is annotated as protein CXorf21 homolog. The transcript is spliced from 3 exons. NCBI's taxonomy places the organism in Eukaryota, Metazoa, Chordata, Actinopteri, Esociformes, Esocidae. The coding region runs from base 1236 to 2444 and encodes 402 amino acids. Gene Ontology annotation, biological process: regulation of toll-like receptor signaling pathway. The record is from RefSeq and is a predicted model, not a curated record.